UCCCGAACAGCAGAGGAACAAGAUAAGCCGAAAUCGCAGUUGACAAGUACGCAGGCGUAUUUCCUGAGCGAGACGCUGUACUGCCCACCCGAGGAUCUGGAGAACAGCCGUCAAGUUACCCUGCAGGUCGCCACUUUGGGCACCCACCUUGCCUCUCCGGACAAGAAGGACGAUUUCCAGGAAGUGGGCAAGAUGUUCCGCCAAUACAUAGCGCGUGAGGGCGACCCCUUCAUCCUGGAUGUCGACCUUGAUUUCUUCAGUACCAGGAAUCCGUUCCGAGGUUUAUACGAGAACGCCGACCUGUACUCUCGUCUCCAGGAACUGUACAAUUUCAAACGCCCUGAGGAUGAACAGGAUCCGAAGUGCGUUCUCAAAGCUGUGCAAGAGAGACAGGCACAGUUGUCGGAACUUGGAGCCAUUUUCGAACAUCUUCAGCUGCAUCGUGGGUUGCAGAACUACCAGGGCACCUCAUCACCACGGUUUCAGUCGGUACACGCUCUUGUCCAGGAAGUGGAGGCCCACUACCCUGGCGAGCAAAUUGACUGGACACUGGUGCAUGAUGCUGGCUGUACUUGUGAUGAUACAGACUUGCCUGAUCACGUGACAACAAGAGACGACAUACAGCAGCUUAUCACCACCUCGUUCGCCGGUCUUCUGAGCUCCCUGCCCGGACCUCCGACCAUCAUCACCAUCUCAAGGUAG
Molecule: messenger RNA, 702 nt
Organism: Cryptotermes secundus
Lineage: Eukaryota; Metazoa; Arthropoda; Insecta; Blattodea; Kalotermitidae
Product: UPF0489 protein C5orf22 homolog
Exons: 5
Coding region: 193-702 (169 amino acids)
Source: RefSeq, a predicted model, not a curated record